AGCUGUUCAAGCCCCUCGCCCACCCACCUUUCCCAGCUGCAGCUUUCUCUUCACCUUCACACCUCGCCCGACCCCAGAUCUCCUACCACGCGACACGCAGCUUGAGGAGCGCGCCCUCUGCCGCGACGAUGAUCGUGUCAACUCCGGAUCUCGCCGUGGCCAAGGCCGCGCUCACGGCCGCGCUGCUUCGCGACGAUCCCACGCCUCUGCCUCGCGGCGGCAUCGAGGCCGCCAUGGACCUCAUCGACGGCACCCUCGACAAGUGCUCGCACGAUAACGUUCAGGUUUGCUACUACGCUGGAGAGCCGCCAUCUCUCCCGUACCUGAACACCUUGAAAGAGGUUUGCUAAACUUCUCGUUCUAGGAAUGCAAGAAUUGGAUUGUCGCCAACAUCGUCCACUCUCAUGGCCGCACGACCACCUUUGGAAAGUUUCUGGUUGCCCUCUCCGAAAGUAUGGAAGACGACUUCGACCGACCCAGCGUGAGGCGGCGUAGGCUCCACGUACUGUACAUUGUCAGCGACGUGCUGCACCACGUCGUGGUCCGUCAGGGCAACACUGGCUUCGCUGCUUUGUGGGGAGCUCAGCUACCCGACAUGGUCAUGGCCGCGUCCUUCUUCGACGUCGAAAAGAGCCCCAAGCACAUCGCAAAGGUUCGAGACCUUCUCGACAUCUGGGAGGAGCGUCAAUACGUUCCCACGGCACUGCUAGCACGCCUCAGGGAGACUGUCAGCCUCGGCUCCGACAAGCACUCUGGCUAUCCGAUUUUCCCCAAAGAGGAGGAUGCAACCCAGCCGGCCGAGUCUGCGCCUCGCAGCGAGCCCUAUGUCCACGGCGACCCGUCGCUUCCCUGGCACGAGCAGCCGGCCGGCUGCUGGCUUCCACACCUGAAGCGCGGGUCUACCAACCCCAUCCGUCCUGAGCAAAUCCGCCCUCUCACGAUUUACCCUACGCCUAAUGACGACGAGCUCGACAGACUCGUGGACGAGACAGUUCGCGAAGUCAACGACAUGUACAGGCCCAAGCCUUUGGCGGAGGUUGCUGGGUGCGAUGUGAACGCCUUGGGACAGAUUAUCAACCCUGACCUCCCCGCCGAACAGCAAAGAAACUAUUAUGGCUGGAGCGCGGAGUUUUGUGGAUGGAUGAAGGAGAGGUUCGGGCCUCGCAAGGACUCGCCUGGCGCUCGAGAGUCCCGUUCUCGGUCCAGAGAUGCGUAUUCCAGCCGCUCGCGAAGCGUGUCACCAUCGCGUUCUCGUAAGAGACGACGCGUCUCGUCCGCCUCCAGAAGCCGCAGCAGAAGCCGGCACCAAAACCGCUCGGAUCGCUCUCGCCAGCGACGCAGCUCAUACAGUCGCAGUCGCAGUCGCAGCAGUAGCCGUAGCCGCGGCCGCGAUCGCAGUUUUACUCCGCGACGCAGCGGAUCUCACAGACGUCGCUCGUAUAGCCGAUCACGUUCGCGGUCCCGCUCGAUGCAGUCAGCACCUCGGCGUCCGUCCCCUCACUCACACUCUCACAGGAACGACCGCGGCCCCGUUCAGCCACCCAACCCUGCGGUAGCAUCGCAGGCCUAUUUUCAAAUGCCUCCUCAAGGACCCGCAAGCCAGCAAGUUGCAUUACCACCACCACCACCACCACCACAACUAGGACCUCCCAUCCCCCCACCACCGCCAAUGGGAUAUCAAGGCACCUGGCCACCACAACCUCCCCCCCGCUGGAACCCCAAUCAGCCUCCAAUGCCGCCCUUCCCCGUCGCAGGCGGUACCUGGGGCCCAGGUGGCCAUCCACCCCAUGGCCCUGCUCCGCCACCGUUCAACGGGUAUCAGCAGAACAACUGGGGCCGAGGCGGCCGAGGCGGCGGCAGUGCUGGUCGUGGAUAUCGCGGCCGUGGUAGAGGAGGCUACAACAACUGAUACGACGCCGCUCGCGAGCUGUCGGCUCUGCUAUGCAUGCCCUCUCACAGUCCCCUAUAACAACGGCUAGUCAAGCGGCAUCGAAACUUGUGGCACAAGGUCUGCAAGGCACGACGCAGCAUUAUGUUCUUUUCUCCUUAUUCUUGACGGGCAUCGGAGCGCCGCGCUUCGACGCGACACGGCAGGUUGUUUCCUGUAUUCUUUUUCUUCUCCUCGAGAGAUGACGAGCGACGAGGCGUCUACGGCAACAUUGGGCAACUUGUUCGAGCCGCAGAGGCACACCCCGUCCGCACGAUGCGCUUGCACAGCUCGCCAAUGGUUUUUGUUCUCUUUUCCUAUGUUUUGGGGCCACUGUUCAGCCCUCUUUGAUGCUGUGCCAGCUAGGCGCAUGUUGCACCAGGCAAGCACUCGACGCCUCUAUUCGCAACACAGGCUAUGAAGUGUACGAUUUGCGAGAGAGAACGAGAGAGAGAGAGAGAGAGAGAGAGAGAGAGAGAGAUAGGGAU
Purpureocillium takamizusanense is the source of this 2415-nucleotide messenger RNA. RefSeq lists its product as uncharacterized. Gene Ontology annotation, biological process: intracellular calcium ion homeostasis. The transcript is spliced from 2 exons. Gene Ontology annotation, cellular component: perinuclear region of cytoplasm. Bases 455 to 1909 code for a protein of 484 amino acids. NCBI's taxonomy places the organism in Eukaryota, Fungi, Ascomycota, Sordariomycetes, Hypocreales, Ophiocordycipitaceae. The record is from RefSeq and is a predicted model, not a curated record.